Beauveria bassiana ARSEF 2860 is the source of this 1434-nucleotide messenger RNA. Its product is annotated as serine incorporator. The transcript has 3 exons. The coding region runs from base 1 to 1434 and encodes 477 amino acids. The record is from RefSeq and is a predicted model, not a curated record. Lineage: Eukaryota; Fungi; Ascomycota; Sordariomycetes; Hypocreales; Cordycipitaceae. Gene Ontology annotation, cellular component: membrane.
AUGGGUGCGCUUCUCUCCCUCCCGCUCAUGGCGGUGCCUAGCGUGACUACGCUACUCUCGUUUGGCGCCAGCUGCUGCGGAGCGGCAACAUGCUCCAUGGUUUGCAGCGCAUGCGGCAAGUGCGGCAACAGUGUCGCGACCCGCAUCGCCUACGCCCUUAUACUCCUAGUCAACUCGAUCGUCGCUUGGAUCAUGCUCACGCCGUGGGCUAUUGAGAAGCUGCAGCACCUCAUGCUCGACUACGUCAAGAUCAACUGUCCCAACGGCGAAUGCUACGGCUGGCUCGCCGUGCACCGCAUCAACUUUGCCCUCGGCAUGUUCCAUCUCAUACUCGCCGGCCUGCUCUUUGGCGUUGCCUCCUCCAAGGAGCCCCGCGCGGCCAUUCAAAACGGCUAUUGGGGCCCCAAGGUCAUUGCCUGGGUUGCCUUUGUCGUCAUGUCGUUUCUCAUCCCCGACGAGUUCUUCAUGUUCUGGGGCAACUAUAUUGCGCUCAUCGGUGCCAUGCUGUUCCUACUUCUCGGUCUUAUCCUUCUCGUGGACCUCGCGCACGGCUGGGCCGAGUACUGCCUUGCGCAAAUCGAAGACACCGACUCGCGGCUAUGGCGCACCGUCCUCAUCGGCUCCACGCUCGGCAUGUACGCCGCCUCCCUUGCCAUGACCAUUGUGCAGUACAUCUUCUUUGCCGGGUCGGGCUGCUCCAUGAACCAGGCCGUCAUCACCAUCAACCUCCUCCUAUGGCUCAUCAUCUCCGCCAUUUCGGUCAACCCCACAAUCCAGGAGCACAACCCCAAGGCUGGCCUCGCGCAGGCCGCCAUGGUCGCUGUCUACUGCACCUACCUCACCAUGUCUGCCGUCUCCAUGGAGCCUGACGACAAGCAGUGCAAUCCGCUUCUCCGCGGCCAGGCAACGCGCCGCACUUCGGUCGUUCUCGGCGCCAUCGUCACCAUGCUCACCAUUGCCUAUACGACGACCCGCGCUGCCACUCAGAACUUCGGUCUUGGUGGCGGCAACAGUAUCCGCCUGCCUGACGAUGACGAGCACGACCUCGUCACCCAGCAGCCCGGCAGCCGACGCGAGAUGCGCGCCGAGGCCCUUCGCCGCGCGGUCGAGGAAGGCAGCCUACCCGCCGACGCUCUGCUCUCCGACGACGACGACGGUGAGCACGCCAACGCCGCGCACGACGACGAGCGCUCCCGCACUCAGUACAACUAUUCCAUGUUCCACGUCAUCUUCUUCCUCGCCACCACCUGGGUCUCGUUGCUCCUCACCAUCAGCCACGAGACGGCCGUCGAGCCCAAUAGCGACUUUGCCAGCGUCGGGCGCACCUACGCCGCUAGCUGGAUCAAGAUUGUGAGCGCCUGGCUGUGCCACGGUAUCUAUAUUUGGAGCCUGGUCGCGCCCGUGGUUCUUCCGGAGCGUUUCGACUUUUCUUAG